AGCGAGUUUGAUCAGUUCUCCCGCCACAUGUCCGGAGUCUCAUUUUAAAGGACACUUUACGCAUCACAAAGUAACCCAGCCCGUAGGAGACAUUGUUCCCAUACCAUGACUGUCCUUUGGACUGUCCUUCUGGUCGUCCUGAUGACCUUUCUGGACCUGUCCCAUGGUGCAGACACAGACAUCGGGAUGCCUCGUGGCAAAAGGAGGCAGAGCUCAGCAGGAGGGGGCAAUACCCUUCAGCACCCCCUACAGGCUCUACAGGGAUAUAGCAGCAAUCACAGGAGGCAGGAGCGUCAGGGGGCCCGGGGUACUAAAGCUGGUAUACCGUCCCACCGGUCUCUGCAUCCACUUGGACAGCCUGAGGACGAGGGACUGGGGCUGGAGGGCAUGAGUCCAGUCCGUGUGGAGAUGGGACCAGCGAGGGACAGAGACAGAGGUCGUACGAGUCACAACAACCUGCUCGGGACCAAGAAGGGCAAAGGUCACGGGAAUGGACAAGCACACCACAUGGAGCACAGGAGACAAGGUCAAAAGUCGAAACAUAGUAAAGAUUAUUUUGCUCCAGCUCUGGACCUCAGUGCGCCCCUGAAGGACAGGGAUGUGUUUGAGGAUACCCCCUCCUCAGGCCUGACCCUCCCUAGUGACCCCCCCUCCCCCAGUGGCACCAGUGGCUUCGUCUUUGGCUCAGGCUCUUCUGCGGUUACCACGGUUACAAACGAGCAUCCUCCAACGUUGCCCCCAGCCUCCACCAAACCGCAGAGAACAGGAAAAGGCAAGACCCAGGGAGACGUAAUGCCAACUCUGGAUAUGGCUCUUUUUGACUGGACAGACUAUGAAGACAUGAAGCCAGAUACGUGGCCCUCUUCAAAUAAAAAAGAGAAAAGGCGAACUAAAAAUCUCAGUAAUGGAAACGUUACUUCAGAUUUGGUUGAGCCAUGUGACCAUCACUUGGACUGUCUUCCAGGUUCUUGUUGUGACCUGCGGCAACACGAGUGUAAAGCACACAACCGAGGCCUCAACAACAAAUGCUACGAUGACUGCAUGUGCGAGGAAGGUCUGCGCUGCUAUGCCAAGUUCCACCGGAAGAGACGUGUGACAAGGCGAAGGGGGCGCUGUGUAGUCCCAGAAACAGUCAACAGUGACCAGGGAGGCUUCAUCACCAUCUGAGCAAUAAAAACACAGAAGAAGAC
Messenger RNA from Boleophthalmus pectinirostris (great blue-spotted mudskipper), 1190 nucleotides. It is a transcript of the gene draxina, whose product is annotated as dorsal inhibitory axon guidance protein a. The transcript is spliced from 7 exons. Gene Ontology annotation, cellular component: extracellular region. The record is from RefSeq and is a predicted model, not a curated record. Gene Ontology annotation, biological process: axon guidance; Wnt signaling pathway. Lineage: Eukaryota; Metazoa; Chordata; Actinopteri; Gobiiformes; Gobiidae. Bases 106 to 1167 code for a protein of 353 amino acids.